Linum trigynum is the source of this 4071-nucleotide messenger RNA. Lineage: Eukaryota; Viridiplantae; Streptophyta; Magnoliopsida; Malpighiales; Linaceae. The record is from the annotation of a GenBank genome assembly.
AUGAAUCGGAUUCAGGCGACCGACGAGCUCUCUUUCCGGGUCGGCUUCUCCGGUUACAGCGGCCACCUCCGGGUGGAGCCUAUCUCCACCGUCGAGCGUGACGACCCAAUCAAGUCUCUCCCAGAUUUCAUUCUCCCCCCGGCAUUUCCUGAGGAAACUUAUGAAUCUAUAAAGGAGCAUAUAGAGGAAAGGUACUUGUUGCCGAGGUUAGACGAGGAGGAAUUCUCUGCCGAGAAAGCCGGGAGGCAAUGGGAGUUUGAUUGGUUUGAGAGGGUAAAAGUACCGUUGGAGCCAUCACAGCCUCGGUCAGUGGUGGUGCCAACGUGGGAGCUGCCUUUCAGAAGGAACCAAAAGGGUUCUACACAAGGAGUAUGGGUGCCCAAUUCGGUCGAGGUGGAUGUGUUAGAAUUAACUGUUGGAGAUCAAGAGUAUGGCCCUCUUCCACGCAUGACUGGGCCUGCGAAGGAUUUUGUCAGAGGAAGCAUCAAUAAUCGACCCUUUCGUCCUGGAGGUUUGGAUGAUGGUCAUUCUUUAGAGAGAACAAUUCCUGAUGGUGCUCGUAAUGGGCAAUGGGUACGUGAACUGCUGAAUGGAGGCCCGGCUCUGUCUACUCCUCCAGGCCUAAAAAAUGGACUAGACUUGGGAGAUCUUAAGGCAUAUCCAUGCUCCUGGAAUGUCUACAAGGACCAAACUCCUAUUAGUAGCACAUCGGACGAGAAAUUGGGCGAGUUAUCUGUGCAGUUUGAUGACUUAUUUAAAAGGGCAUGGGAUGAAGGUGAUGUUACUCAGCUGGAAGUAGAAGAGGAAUCGUCAGACCCAGAUGGUGAAGUGGAGGUUGAGGGACCAAACAAUGUCCCUGUCUUAGAUGUUGAAGUGAAGGUUGAGGGGCCAAGCAAUGCCACCCAGCCUGAAUCAUCUUUUUUAGAGGAGAUACUGUCUGUUGAAUCAGGUGGAUUGACAACCAGUUCAGACAGGAAUGUUAAUGAUGAUGGAAGCCAAAAUAAAGAGGUUCUGUCUCUCACUGGGGGUAAUGAUUGGAUUGCAAAGCACUUCUAUGAGCUCGUGCCUGACAUGGCUCUCAAUUUUCCUUUUGAAUUGGAUGCAUUUCAAAAAGAGGCUAUCUAUUUUCUUGAAAAGGGAGAAUCUGUAUUUGUUGCUGCUCAUACAUCAGCAGGGAAGACUGUGGUUGCAGAAUAUGCAUUUGCACUUGCAUCUAAACACUGCACCAGGGCCGUCUACACUGCACCCAUCAAAACUAUCAGCAACCAAAAGUACCGGGAUUUUUGUGACAAGUUUGAUGUUGGCCUUCUGACAGGUGACAUUAGUUUGAGACCAGAAGCUUCUUGUCUUAUCAUGACAACUGAAAUAUUAAGAUCAAUGCUCUAUCGGGGUGCGGAUAUCAUACGGGAUAUUGAAUGGGUUAUAUUUGAUGAAGUACAUUAUGUCAAUGAUGUUGAAAGAGGUGUUGUUUGGGAAGAAGUUAUAAUAAUGCUUCCAAGGCAUGUCAACAUCGUCCUCCUCUCGGCAACGGUUCCGAACACUAAAGAAUUUGCUGACUGGAUUAGUAGAACAAAGAAAAAGGAUAUUCGUCUUACUGGAACAACAAAAAGACCAGUGCCAUUGGAGCAUUGCAUAUUUUAUUCAGGAGAGCUGUACAAAAUAUGCGAGAAUGAAACACUUAUAGCCCAGGGAUUGAAAGCUGCUAAGGAUGCAUGGAAGAAGAAAAACUCUAAUACUCCUGGUGGAAGUACUGGACCUCUACCAGGGUCUCCAGCUGUGCAAAGUGGAGGACGUGGUCAAAAGCACGAGUUGUCUAAUCGUGGCAAACAGACUAAGCAUUCUGGUCCUCAGAAUAUGGGAAACCGUGGAAAUCAAAACAGAGGCACUGGUCAGUCUAACUGGGGUCCAAGGAGAUCCGAGGCUCAAAUGUGGUUGCAGCUUGUUAACAAGCUUUCAAAGAACUCCUUGCUUCCUGUAGUUGUAUUUUGCUUCUCAAAGAAUUGGUGUGAUAGAUCUGCUGAUAGCUUAACUGGGACUGACCUUACGAAUCGUUCCGAGAAAAGUGAGAUCCGUGUUUUCUGUGACAAGGCAUUUUCGCGACUAAAGGGAUCAGAUCGUGAUUUACCACAGAUUGUAAGAGUUCAAGGCCUUUUGCAAAGAGGGAUCGGUGUGCACCAUGCUGGUCUGCUUCCAAUAGUAAAGGAGGUUGUUGAAAUGCUGUUCUGCCGAGGAGUGAUUAAGGUCUUAUUUUCAACGGAGACAUUUGCCAUGGGGGUUAAUGCCCCAGCUAGGACAGUUAUAUUUGAUUCUUUGAGGAAGUUUGAUGGCAAGGAAUUCAGACAUUUACUCCCUGGAGAAUACACUCAAAUGGCUGGCCGUGCUGGGAGAAGGGGCCUUGACAAAAUUGGUACAGUAGUUGUUUUGUGCCGCGAUGAGAUUCCCGAUGAUAGUGAUUUAAGACGCAUAAUAGUUGGGAGUGCUACGAGGCUUGAAUCUCAGUUUCGACUGACGUAUAUUAUGAUCUUGCAUCUUCUUCGAGUUGAAGAAUUAAAGGUGGAGGAUAUGCUGAAGAGAAGUUUCGCUGAGUUCCAUGCUCAGAGAAAACUUCCUGAAAAACAACAACUACUUCUGCGGAAGCUUGCUCUGCCUACAAAAACUAUUGAUUGUAUCAAAGGCGAACCUUCAAUUGAAGAGUAUUACCAGAUGCAGUUAGAAGCUCAAGAUUAUGAUGACCAAAUAUCGGUUGCAGUUAUGCAGUCCUCUGCUGCUCAACAAUUUCUGAACCCUGGAAGAGUGGUUGUUGUGAGAUCACAAUCAGCACAAGAUCAUUUGCUUGGAGUGGUCCUGAAAGCUCCUUCAGCCACAAUGAAACACAUAGUCUUGGUGCUGAAACCUGAUUUACCACAAUCUUUGCAAAUCUCCUCAAGUAGUGGUAACAUGCAAGACCAAAAGGGCAGUGAUUUCCCGCAGGCUGUUAUGUUGAUGCCCAAAUCAAAACGUGGGUUUGAUGAACAGUACUUAACCUCAGCUGGCUCUCGGAAAGCUUCAGGAGCUGUGAACAUAAAAUUACCAUAUCAGGGUUUUGCAGCUGGUUUCAGCUUCGAAGUCAGAGAGAUGGAUAGCAAAGAAUUUUUGAGCAUAUGUGAUCGUAAACAAAAGAUUGACCAAGUUCGGCUUCUUGAAGAUGGUAACAGUGCAGCUUUCUCUAAGACAGUUCAAGAGCUGUCGAAACAUAGAACUGACGGGAAGUAUCCUCCACCCCUAGAUCCAAUAAAAGACCUGAAGUUGAAGGAUGUCGAUCUUGUGGAAGCAUAUGGAAAAUGGACAAACCUACUGCAAAAGAUGGCCAUGAAUAAAUGUCACGGGUGCAUAAAGUUGGAGGUACACCUGGCUUUGGCAAAGGAGAUAAAGAGCCACAAUGAUGAAGUUGAUUCUCUGCAGUAUCAACUAUCAGAUGAAGCACUAAAACAGAUGCCGGAUUUUCAAGGCCGGAUAGAUGUGCUGAAGGACAUAGGGUGCAUUGAUGCUGACCAUGUAGUUCAAAUCAAAGGUCGUGUUGCCUGUGAGAUGAACUCAGGGGAGGAAUUGAUAUGCACGGAAUGCUUGUUUGAAAAUCAACUUGAUGACCUGGAACCCGAGGAAGCUGUAGCGAUUAUGUCUGCCUUUGUGUUCCAGCAGAGGAAUACUUCCGAUCCUUCACUGACACCAAAACUCAAACAAGCAAAAGAAAGAUUGUACAACACAGCUAUAAGGCUGGGAGAGCUUCAAGCCGGGCAUAACCUACAGAUAAACCCCGAGGAGUACGCCCAGGAAAAUCUGAAGUUUGGUCUUGUUGAAGUCGUGUAUGAGUGGGCAAAGGGUACUCCCUUUUCCGAGAUCUGUGAACUGACUGAUGUUCCUGAGGGGCUGAUUGUACGGACCAUUGUGAGGCUGGACGAGACGUGCCGUGAAUUCAAGAACGCCGCUUCCAUAAUGGGCAACUCCGCGCUCUACAAGAAGAUGGAUUUAGCCUCCAAUGCAAUCAAGCGGGACAUCGUUUUUGCAGCUAGCUUGUACAUCACCGGAGUGUAA